AAGAGCUAUUGGAAAUGAUCAUUAUUCGAUGCGCCUAUUAACCAAAAAGCAUUACUUCAUAUCGUAGCACGAUGAUUUAAAGGGUUAAUUCUGUUGAAACUAAAAAAGGCUAUGAUAUCGAUCCAUUAUAAGUUGGGAGCCAUGGAAGGCGAAACACAAGCAGACUGACUUUCAAUGCUAUUAUCGAAUGUGUGCUUGUGUAAAUGCUCUGCUGGAAAAAUAAAAUUGUAUAAAAGCCGAGUUGUAAAUACUGGAAGUUUUAUCACUUUUUUUACAUGUGCUGCCAGUUGUUAUUGUGUUGCUGUGUUUUUGUUUAUUUUAAAAGCAAUCCAAAUUUCACUCUUCAUUGUUGACCUCUUACUUCAGUACUGAACCGUAACGUUACAAAAAGAUAGUUUAACAAGAGCGAACGAAAGUGAAAUGCUUUCGCUCGGGAAAGACGGUAGUAUAAUAAACUCAAUGACGGAUACUAUAAUGAAUUACUCUGAAUUUAGCGAUCACCCUAUACCACACAUUACACAAGAUACCAACUGGGAUUGCGGUUUAGCAUGCGUUACCAUGACCUUGAAAGGUUUAGGCUUUAAUGUUACCUUGGAAGAAAUCGCACGGCAAUGUGCAGUCAAUAGUGUUUGGACAAUCGAUUUAGCAUUCUUACUACGGAACUAUGUGCAUGACUUCACCUAUUAUACAAGCUAUUUAGGCAGUAGAAAAGAAUACCAAGAUCAAAAAUUUUAUCAGGAAGAUUUCGACGAAGACGAAAAGCGAGUGAAUCGACUAUUUGCUAUUGCCAAAAGCUCUUCUAUUCAUGUCGUACGGAUGAUGCUGCCUUUGGAUGAUUUCAAACGAUUUCUAUAUUGUAAAAAGUUUGGUAUAAUCACGUUGGUGAAUGCAAGGUUAUUAAAUUGUCAAUUAUGCAAGAUGCACAGAGGUUGCCUGGGAAGUGUCUGCGGACAGUUUGAAAUGCUUUUGGGGAAAAUAAAGGGUGAUGACUACUUGGGGCAUUUUAUCGUUUUAAUAGGAUAUGAUCCGACAGAGAAUUUAUUUAUAUACCGUGAUCCUGCUACGAAUGAUGAUUUCUGUACAAUUGAAGCUGAAGAUUUUGACGCAGCGAGAAGGUCUGACGGUACUGAUCAUGAUUGUAUCGUUGUCAAAUUGUCAUAAAAAGCUUACAAUUGUAGUAUAAAGUACUCUUUUAUAUCCUCACUUUGAAUCAUUACUCUUGGCUUGCAGUAAUACUAUGUUUUAUUUCUAUUACAGAGUCUUUUGUGGACUUUGGUCUCGCAAUGAAUUACCUGUUUAAUAGCGCACUGAUCUUUUUUUGUUCCUAGUCAGCCAAGUUACUUUGUUUCUGUAUCAACUCUACAUGAUCAUUUCAGUGAAUAAAAAUUGCGUAUUUGCUCUUUUAAAAAUAUAAAUUUAACUUAGGCG
Mycotypha africana is the source of this 1428-nucleotide messenger RNA. RefSeq names its product Guanylyl cyclase. The transcript is spliced from 6 exons. Bases 421 to 1161 code for a protein of 246 amino acids. The record is from RefSeq and is a predicted model, not a curated record. NCBI's taxonomy places the organism in Eukaryota, Fungi, Mucoromycota, Mucoromycetes, Mucorales, Mycotyphaceae.